This is a messenger RNA of Mustela lutreola (European mink), 1071 nucleotides long. It is a transcript of the gene PBDC1, whose product is annotated as polysaccharide biosynthesis domain containing 1. The record is from RefSeq and is a predicted model, not a curated record. NCBI's taxonomy places the organism in Eukaryota, Metazoa, Chordata, Mammalia, Carnivora, Mustelidae. Gene Ontology annotation, cellular component: cytoplasm. The transcript has 6 exons. Bases 119 to 784 code for a protein of 221 amino acids.
CGCAGGCGCACCCGGAAAGAAAGCCUCUCUUAUUCGGCCCUCCCUUUCCAACCAGCUGCCGGCCGAGUUUGCAAAUAGUCAUUUCCGGGAAACAGGCGCUUGCUUUGUGGGGUGCAACAUGGAGACGACCAGUGGAACUGCUGAGCCGGUUUCCGGGGAACUGGCGUCUGUGGCACAUGCUCUUUCUCUCCCAGCCGAGUCUUACGGCAACGAUCCUGAUAUUGAGAUGGCUUGGGCCAUGAAAGCAAUGCAGCAUGCUGAAGUCUACUACAAGCUGAUUUCAUCAGUUGACCCACAGUUCCUGAAACUCACCAAAGUGGAUGACCAAAUCUAUUCUGAGUUUCGGGAAAAUUUUGAGAAACUCAGGAUAGAUGUGUUGGAUCCAGAAGAGCUCAAAUCAGAAUCAGCUAAAGAGAAGUGGAGGCCAUUCUGCUUGAAGUUUGACGGGAUUGUAGAAGACUUCAAUUAUGGUACUUUGUUGCGACUGGAUUGUUCCCAGGGCUACACUGAGGAAAACACCAUCUUUGCCCCCAGGAUACAAUUUUUGGCAAUUGAAAUUGCUCGGAACCGAGAAGGCUAUAACAAAGCAGUUUAUACCAGUGUUCAUGACAAAGAAGAAGAGAAAGAAGAAGGCAACCAUGGAAGAGAGAAAGGAACUGACAGUGGACGGGCAGAAGAGAAAGGAGAUAUCAGAGAAAGAGAAAAAACAAAAACCAACAAAGGAGAAGAAAAAGAGAAAGGAGCCGACAAAGAAAUUAGCAAGAGUGGUGAAACAGCUCUGUAAGGUAGACAAGGAAUAGCCCCCUGGAAGCUAUGACCCAAUUAUAUCUACAGAUACUACGAUGCUACUUGCACAGACCAUGUGGUUAAAUGUAUCUCUUUGUGCAAUUGAAAGACAUAAAGAAGGACAUCUUUCCAGCCUAAUAAUCAAGAGCUACUUUUGUUGUUCUCUUGUCUGAACCAGCUUAGAGACUAUUAGGGUGUUAGUUGAGCAUUUUUUGGUAUAGUGUUUCUUGGUUCUCACCACUGGUCAAGUAAGAAAUUUUACAAAUAAAUUUCUUUUGGUUCUUA